Messenger RNA from Colletotrichum orchidophilum, 243 nucleotides. RefSeq lists its product as uncharacterized. The record is from RefSeq and is a predicted model, not a curated record. The coding region runs from base 1 to 243 and encodes 80 amino acids. Lineage: Eukaryota; Fungi; Ascomycota; Sordariomycetes; Glomerellales; Glomerellaceae. The transcript is spliced from 2 exons.
AUGUCUGCCGGAUGUUGCACGUCAGAGGCAGCCACCAAUCACUACAGUAAAAAGGGAGGUCCUCGCAUUCUUCUCGAGCAAUACCUCGGUAGCCCUCUGAAUGUCACGGAAAAGCUGCACCAAAGCGCUGCCAACGAUGGUCAAUCUUCCCAGACCACCAAAAUGAAGGAAACAACGCAAUUUCUUGACGACUGGCAAGCCUCCUGGGAUGCAGUGUCCAAAGCAAAGUCAACUAAGAAGUAA